This is a messenger RNA of Heterobasidion irregulare TC 32-1, 648 nucleotides long. RefSeq lists its product as uncharacterized. The record is from RefSeq and is a predicted model, not a curated record. Lineage: Eukaryota; Fungi; Basidiomycota; Agaricomycetes; Russulales; Bondarzewiaceae. The transcript is spliced from 3 exons. Gene Ontology annotation, molecular function: nucleic acid binding. Bases 1 to 648 code for a protein of 215 amino acids. Gene Ontology annotation, biological process: DNA integration.
AUGACCGCCUUCAUUGCCAAACGCUUCUGGUGGCCACACAUGAGGCAAGAUAUUUCUUGGUUUGUUCGGACAUGUCACCUUUGCCAGAUUCGCCAGACUCGCAACAUUCUCAUUCCCCUGACCGUCGCCUUGCCCGCACCACUCUUCGCAAAGAUGUAUAUGGAUACCAUGCACAUGCCGACCACCGGCAGUUUCAAGUAUCUCGUUCAAGCUCUUGCCGACUGGAUAUUCGAGGAUAUUCUGUGCCGAUGGGGAACAUUGGUAGAGAUCAUCUCCGACAACGGACCAGCAUUUGUCAAGGCACUCGACCAGUUAGCAAAGAAGUACCACAUUCGGCACAUCCAUAUUUCGGGCUACAAUUCCCGCGCCAAUGGCAUCGCCGAACGACCUCACUUUGAUGUUCGGCAGGCUCUGUUCAAGGCCGUGGAUGGAGAUCAGGCCAAGUGGAAUUCAACUGGAACCCAUCCCCUCCUCCCCCUCGACAUUGCCAAAGCCACCUACCACCUGCCACCGCCAACCACAACCCUCAGCACCACCGACCUCAUCGCCCGACGGGCCAUAGCCUUGCAGAAAUGCCGAUCAGACCUCGCCCACCUUUGCAGCUCAGUUGUCGACGCCCAUGUCCAGGCCGCCAUCCAAUUUGAAUAA